UGCACCCAAAAUAUAGAUUGAUGUCCCAAACAAAUAGGGAGCCAGACUUGCAAACUAGCAUUUGGUCUGGUUUCUGGGCAGUUAAGAGUUUUGCUGAGAUCAAAGUUGGGACUGAGAAUAUUGGCCAUAGUAUAAUCUCAUCUGUAACAGUUUCUUGUUCAGCAAAUAUGGUGACUCAGACAGUUGAUCUCCGUUCCGACACUGUCACCAAACCAACCGAGACAAUGCGGGCUGCUAUGGCAGCUGCUGUGGUUGAUGAUGAUGUUCUCGGCUCUGAUCCAACAGCAUUCCGCUUGGAAUCAGAAAUGGCAAAGAUCAUGGGCAAGGAAGCAGCACUUUUUGUACCAUCAGGCACUAUGGGAAACCUCAUUAGUGUGCUUGUUCAUUGUGACAUUAGAGGAAGUGAAGUCAUUCUUGGGGAUAAUUCCCACAUUCAUAUUUUUGAGAAUGGAGGCAUCUCAACAAUUGGAGGUGUACAUCCAAGAACAGUGAAAAACAACAAUGAUGGAACAAUGGACCUCAAUUUAAUUGAAGCUACUAUCAGAGAUCCACGAGGAGAGCUUGUGUUUCCAACCACCAGACUUAUAUGCUUAGAGAACUCACAUGCAAACUGCGGUGGUAGAUGCUUAACUGUGGAGUACACAGAUAGAGUUGGAGAGAUAGCCAAGAAGCAUGGCUUAAAGCUUCAUAUUGAUGGUGCCCGCAUUUUCAAUGCAUCUAUUGCACUUGGUGUUCCUGUUGAUAGACUUGUGCAAGCGGCUGAUUCAGUUUCGGUUUGUCUCUCGAAAGGUAUUGGUGCUCCUGUUGGAUCUGUGAUUGUUGGAUCCGAAAGCUUCAUUUCCAAGGCUAGAAGGUUGAGGAAAACUUUAGGUGGUGGAAUGAGGCAGGUCGGUAUCCUAUGUGCGGCUGCUUUAGUGGCUUUACAAGAAAAUGUUGCAAAGCUUGAGGGUGAUCACAAGAAAGCUAAGACUUUAGCAGAGGGACUAAAUCGAAUCAAAGGAAUAAGAGUGGAUACUGAGAUGGUUGAGACAAAUAUUCUGUAUGUUCAUGUUGAUGAGGGAUCAACAAUCAGCGCAGAAAAGUUGUACAAAAAGUUGGAAGAUUAUGGAAUACUUGCGAUGAAAGAAAGCUCAUCAAGCAUUAGGAUUGUUCUCCACCACCAAAUUUCAGAAAGUGAUGUGCAGUACACUUUGUCUUGUUUUCAGAAAGCUCUAACUGGAGCCCCUGAAGAAAAUGGACACUAUUGAGAGAAACAUCACCAUUGUCCUUCCAUCCUGUUUGGAAAUGUUGUUAAACAUGUGGGAUAGUAAUAAGUUUGAUCUAUCUGGAUUUGGAAGUCAUGAAUGUGUACAUAAGGAAAACUAUGUUGCAUGUUGUUUGUGUAACCUUGUUGUAUCUGCACUUCAUUUGGAUGCUUUAAAAACUCAAAAUGUAUGCAAUCUGUAACCAGAGGGUUCCAUGCUCCUCCUAGUUUUUUUCCUUCAUUGAC
Messenger RNA from Fragaria vesca subsp. vesca, 1489 nucleotides. Its product is annotated as L-allo-threonine aldolase-like. Gene Ontology annotation, cellular component: cytosol. Bases 21 to 1247 code for a protein of 408 amino acids. The transcript has 11 exons. Lineage: Eukaryota; Viridiplantae; Streptophyta; Magnoliopsida; Rosales; Rosaceae. Gene Ontology annotation, molecular function: L-allo-threonine aldolase activity. The record is from RefSeq and is a predicted model, not a curated record. Gene Ontology annotation, biological process: glycine biosynthetic process; L-threonine catabolic process.